Messenger RNA from Balearica regulorum gibbericeps (East African grey crowned-crane), 2796 nucleotides. The record is from RefSeq and is a predicted model, not a curated record. NCBI's taxonomy places the organism in Eukaryota, Metazoa, Chordata, Aves, Gruiformes, Gruidae.
AUGUCUGCUGCUCAGGAAGAUGAUGUCUGUAAUCAUGUGAAAGUGGUGGUCCGUGUCCGUCCAGAGUCUCAAAAGGAAAAAGAUGGCAACUUUAGCAAGGUUGUUCAUGUUGUUGACCAGCAUAUAUUGGUCUUUGAUCCAAAGGAGGAGGAAGUUAGCUUCUUUCACGGGAAGAGACUGACCCAUAGGGAUAUUAAUAAGAGAAAAAAGAAAGAUCUGAAAUUUGUGUUUGAUGCUGUUUUUGCUGAGAGUUCAUCCCAGUUGGAAGUUUUUGAGCAUACUACCAAAAGUCUAAUUGAUGGUUUCUUAAACGGAUAUAACUGCACAGUGCUUGCGUAUGGUGCAACGGGAGCUGGAAAGACUCAUACAAUGUUAGGUUCCCCUGAAGAUCCUGGAGUGAUGUAUUUAACCAUGAUGGCGCUUUAUAAUUGCAUGGAUCAAAUAAAAGAAGAUAAAAUAUGCAAUGUUGCAGUCUCUUAUUUAGAGGUCUACAAUGAACAGAUCCGUGAUCUGCUGGUAAACUCGGGACCUCUGGCUGUUCGUGAAGAUACCCAGAAAGGGGUGGUAGUUCAAGGGCUAACAUUACAUCAGCCUAAAUCGGCAGAGGAAAUCCUUCAAAUGUUGGAUUAUGGAAAUAAAAAUAGAACACAGCAUCCCACAGAUGUAAAUGCCUCCUCUUCCCGGUCCCAUGCUGUCUUUCAGAUUUAUCUAAGGCAGCAAGAUAAAUCAGCUAGUAUUAAUCAGAAUGUUCGCCUCGCCAAAAUGUCUCUCAUUGACCUGGCAGGAUCUGAACGUGCCAGUGUGACAAAUACCAAGGGGGCUCGUUUUAGAGAAGGAACAAAUAUUAACCGCUCCCUGCUAGCUCUUGGAAAUGUCAUUAAUGCCUUGGCAGAUCCAAAGAGCAAGAAACAGCACAUUCCUUAUCGAAACAGCAAGCUUACUCGUUUAUUGAAAGAUUCUCUUGGAGGAAAUUGCCGAACAAUAAUGAUAGCUGCUGUUAGUCCAUCUUCUAUGUUCUAUGAUGAUACAUAUAAUACUCUUAAGUAUGCAAACCGAGCAAAGGAUAUCAAGUCUUCUUUGAAGAGCAAUGUUGUUAGUUUGGACAGUCACAUAAGCCAGUAUGUUAAAAUUUGCAAUGAACAAAAGAAAGAGAUACUAAUGUUGAAAGAGAAACUGAGAGAAUAUGAAGAAAACCAAGCAAGCGUUCCUGAAAAUCAUAAUGUAGCAGCACUUUCAAAGAACCAGCAAGAGGAAAUACAAAGAUACAAAGAAAUCCUUAAAAAUGUGUUUGCAAACCGUGAGGAAAUCAGAAAAGAAUACCUCAAGUUGGAAAUGCAACUGAAAGAAAACAUGCUGAAGACAUAUUACCAGAAACAGUGUCAUGAACAAAUUCAACUGAUGUGCUCUGAAGAAAGAGUAGAAAAGGCCACUUGCAAGCGGGAUCAAAGGCUUGCAAUGCUUAGAACCCACUGUGUGCACAUGCAGAAGAAGAAAGAAGAGGAGAUUGAACAUUUUGAGGAAAAUACCAAUUGGCUGCAUCGUGUUGAGAAUGAAAUGCGCCUCCUGGGUCAAGACGGAUGUAUUCCAAAGGAACUCCGUAAAGAUCUGCAGUGUUGCCAUUUAAACCUAGAAGUUAAGGACCUGAAACUCCAGAUUGAGCACAUGUUAUCUUUGGUGUCCCUUCAAGAUCAGCAUUAUAAGCAGACAGAAAAAGUGCUAAAUACUUUGCUUCCAGUUCUUCGCAAGCAAUACCUGACUUUGAAAGAAGCUGGGUUGACAAAUAAUUUAACUGAGACUGAAUUUGGGGAGGUUGAGCAGCUGAUUCAAAGACAAAAAUCAGUAGUUUGGGCUGACCAAACUGAAGAAAAGGAACAAAAUCAAAACCAUGAACUAGAGUUGUCAACUGUCUUUGCAUUCCCACAACUUGUGAACACAUCAAACACCCCAUGCCGUACAAUUUUUGGUACACCAUCACAAGAAAUGACUAAAAAUACACAACAAAUAGUAAAAUAUGCAGUACCACCACAGAAAAGAACUAGACGCAAGUUAAUGGACUCUCCAGUCACAGCUCAAAGUCCUGCUGCAUCCAAGGUCUCCAGUCUCCAUCAUCUGGAGGAUUCUCUUACCAAGGAAGUCCGCCCUAUUGUGUAUACGCCAGAAUUUUGCAGAAAGCCAGUACAAACCUGCUGUAUGCAGACUGUGAUAAAGACAAGUCUACACCUUGCAGGCCUUCAGGAAGCUAAUGUAUGUAAUAUAGAUAUACCAGUGAAAAAGGCAAGUAUUAUGGACUCUACAUGUGACGUAAUCCCAGAGUGUGAUGAAGCUGGCAUGGACUCAACAGUGAUUAUCUAUGAAGGUCCAGGUGAAACAACUGAAACAUCUACUGACUCUAUGAAGGAGGCACAGCCAUGCAGCAAUAGCAUUCUGCAAAGACUUAGUCUCUCUUCCUUAAAAAACAAAAAUCCUACUUCAGUACUUGAGAAGCCUUCAUACAUGGCAAUGACUUCUGCUGCUCAGAGGAAAAGAAAGGUAUUAAGUUCUACAUCAAACACUGGGUUAAGCAGCCUGCAAGACCCUGUUUCUGCAAAACGCAUUCGACAAGAGGGCUUGUUAAACCAUAGAGCUUUGCAAGUACCCAAAAUAGCAGGAAUUAAAGCGAGGAGCUGGAAGCAAGAACAGGAUGUGCCAAGAAACCUGGUCAGAAGUCUUUCUGAAGGAAAUGAGGCAUUGGGUAUUAAAUCAAGGACAUCAAAAAAUAUUUUACGUCAUGCUUGUAAGAAAAAAAAUAGGAUUUAG